CUGAAACUAACAUUUUUUUCUAGAUGCCAAAAGUUAGGAUCAAGUCGACAACUGAAGCUCACGGAAUAUGAGUGCACAACCUGCCAGUUGGUUAUAUUCGGUGAUGAUAUGUCUAUCAUGCGACACCGCAUGACCAGGCAAGGAAAGGGAAAACGUUCAAAAAAGAUCACUUUGAACCAAAAGGUGAAAAAUCUUCUUGUUAGCGAAAAGUUCAUAACGCAGGAGGCUAAUAGACUUGUAAAGGAAGCAAAAGAAGUUCUACAGAAUCAGGCAAAGGUUAAUGAAUGCUGUUGCGCGAUUAAAGCAGCUUUGACGGAACUCUAUCCGCAUUGCGCCGUUUAUCCCUUCGGGUCACAGGUCUCUGGACUAGGAAAUAAGCAUAGUGAUUUAGAUUUAUUUGUCGACUUGGACGACAUGUAUUUCGGCGAAAAAAACCAAGAUUCGCGUAAUCAAGUUAGAUACGUAACUGACGUAAUGAAAGUAUUUGUGAAGAAGCCAAAGCUUUUCCGUGAUCUCAAUCCGAUCGCUAGCGCUAGAACGCCGAUUGUACAAGUCUACCACGUUCCUACUCAAUUAGAUUGUGAUUUAUCAUUUCGACACGGUUUAAGUGUGGAAAACACCAAAUAUUUACGGCUGUGUAUAGAAUUGCAACCGACGAUUCAGCAGUUAAUUCUUAUACUAAAGCAAUGGCUGGUUUGCACUAAAUUGACGGGCCAUAUCACAACGUACUCGCUUUCGAUGAUGGUAAUCUUUUUUUAUCAAAGUUUGGGAUAUUUAACCGCAGUUCACAAGCUUAAAUAUUUAGCACCGGGAGCCUCGCUUAUUAUUGAUGGCUGGGGCGUUAUCAAUUUCGAUUCAUUUACCCCAGAAGCGAUUAGGCCACAUAUUAAUUUAUGUGAAAAAUCUCUCAAGGAAUUACUCGUGGAUUUUUUUUUGUAUUAUAGCAAGUUUAAUUAUGAAAAAGAUGUGAUUUGUCCUCUCUUAGGACAUACCAUAAUAAAAUCUCUAUUUUCCGAAGACGCACAGGUUACCGGUUUACCUCUGGAAAUGUCAAUAUAUGUUCGAAAAGUUUCUGAAAACACCACUGAGCAUUUUAGGUCUGAAUCGGCCAUGUGUAUUCAAGAUCCGUUCGAUUUGAGUCACAAUUUAACGAAAGGCUGUUCUGCUGGUAUUGUAAAUAAAUUAAAGCAAUUAUGUGGUUUGACGCAUACAUUUUUAACAACGGGAAAAUAAUGUUUAUGGGGUUGAGUUUUUUAUAUGCUUUGUUUUAUUGUACAAUCUUUUAAAUAAAAGUGCUUGAAAACCCU
Messenger RNA from Photinus pyralis (common eastern firefly), 1307 nucleotides. RefSeq names its product terminal uridylyltransferase Tailor-like. The transcript has 6 exons. The record is from RefSeq and is a predicted model, not a curated record. The annotation marks the transcript as partial. Gene Ontology annotation, molecular function: poly(A) RNA polymerase activity. NCBI's taxonomy places the organism in Eukaryota, Metazoa, Arthropoda, Insecta, Coleoptera, Lampyridae. Gene Ontology annotation, biological process: mRNA 3'-end processing; mitochondrial mRNA polyadenylation.